Nylanderia fulva is the source of this 1060-nucleotide messenger RNA. It is a transcript of the gene Ski6, whose product is annotated as exosome complex component Ski6. Gene Ontology annotation, biological process: U4 snRNA 3'-end processing; nuclear mRNA surveillance; rRNA catabolic process. Gene Ontology annotation, cellular component: nucleolus; cytoplasmic exosome (RNase complex); nuclear exosome (RNase complex). The record is from RefSeq and is a predicted model, not a curated record. Gene Ontology annotation, molecular function: RNA binding. NCBI's taxonomy places the organism in Eukaryota, Metazoa, Arthropoda, Insecta, Hymenoptera, Formicidae.
GCGCGAUACGUUCGAUAUCGUUUGUAAAUAAAUGGAAGUGUGACAUGUGUACCUUUAAAUUCUAGGUUAGAUAUAACUUUUAUCCAUAGCGUUAAUUAAAAUAAAAGAAAGAUGACAGAUCGCAAUCAGGAGGACAAUGAAGGUGGAUUGCGCGCUGACGGUAGAAGAGCGUUAGAACUGAGGCAAAUCCGUAUGCGAAUGGGAGUGUUUGGACAAGCGGACGGCAGCGCGUACAUAGAGCAUGGCAACACGAAAGUUUUAGCCGCAGUAUACGGUCCUCAUCAGCCAAAAAGCAGUUCGUCAAGGAAUAGUACAAAAGCUCUUAUAAAUUGCCAGUAUAGUAUGGCUGUAUUUAGUUUUACCUCUGGAGAACGGAAGCGAAGACCCAGGGGAGAUUGGAAGUCUCAAGAGAGAUCGGCUCAGUUACGCCAUGCGAUGGAAGCCAUAAUACACUUGGAGUUAUAUCCACGUUCUCAAAUUGAUAUCUUUGUAGAAGUUUUACAAGUCGAUGGUAGUGAUUACUGCGCAUCUGUGAAUGUAUCGACGCUUGCGUUGAUCGACGCUGGAAUUCCGAUUAAGAAUUAUGCUAUAGGCUGUACUGUAUCUCUCAUUAACAAACUGACAACAGAAGAAGAAGAUAAGAUGUUAGCAGCAGGCGUAUUAGACGCGAACUAUGUAGAAGAAUGUUCACCAGGAGUUACCUUGUCUGUUGUCGCAUUACUAGACACAAAUAACGAAAUUGAAGCAGAUGGGAGUGGUUUGAUAGUAGUGGCACAUGGAGCAGGACAGAGAUUACAUUUGUCACGUUUGGAAGUGCUCAAACAACGCGCCUUACAAGGUUGUCAAGAUAUAAAGGAAAUACUGGAUGGUGGUGUGAAGCAUCAUCUAACUGCGAAUCUAUUGCCUUCUUUUCUACAUAACUCUCUCGAGUAGCAAGAAAGAAGCAAUAUAUUUCACACAGCUGUAAUGCAUUUUAUAAUUAAAUAUCUUGUACAAUUUAUUAGAAAAUUUUUUCUUGUAAGAUCUAUAACAAAUACCAGAUGAUUAUUUAUAUAUUCUC